Molecule: messenger RNA, 4571 nt
Organism: Mya arenaria
Lineage: Eukaryota; Metazoa; Mollusca; Bivalvia; Myida; Myidae
Product: hephaestin-like protein
Exons: 14
Coding region: 109-3276 (1055 amino acids)
Biological process (GO): iron ion transport
Cellular component (GO): plasma membrane
Molecular function (GO): copper ion binding; oxidoreductase activity
Source: RefSeq, a predicted model, not a curated record
AGUAUUUAAAGACAUCAACUACAUUUAAAUAUUAAGAUCAGUUAUUUUUGAGAAGAUAUGAAGACACUGUGAUAGUUUAAUCAUAUAAUUAUUACUAGUUAUUGAAUUAUGCUUUUAAUUUUAAGACUUUGCUUUGUGUUGCUGCUGGUUGCUCGGUCCUGGGCAAGAAUAAGACAUUAUUUCAUCGCUGCAGUUGAAGUGAACUGGGAUUAUGCUCCGUCAGGACGAAACCUUGUUGGACCGGAUACUUACACAUCCCGGCGACUAAUUGAGAACCGUGAUAACCAGAUAGGCAGCGUCUACCGCAAGGUGCUCUACCGCGAGUUCACGGACGCGACAUUCACCCAGCAAAUACCUGUACCGGACUGGAUGGGAUUUGUCGGACCUACUGUAAAGGCGGAAGUAGGCGAUUCCGUCGUCAUUUCGUUCAGGAACAUGGCUUCAAAGGGGAAUUUCUCAGUUCAUCCACACGGAUAUUUCUACGACAAACGGGGAGAAGGUGCCCGUUACUUAGAUGGAACGUCAGGCGCAGAUAAGGUGGACGAUGGUAUCCCACCUGGCGGAUCCUAUGUCUAUACCUGGCACGUCACUGAGAGACACGCCCCUACGGCCGACGACGACGCCUGUGUCCCUUGGGGAUAUCACGGGCACACCGCCUCACCGUUCGACAUUGCUACUGGACUGGUCGGGUUCGCUCUUAUCUGCAAGAGAGGCACGCUUGAUGCCAAUGACAAACGCAAAGACGUGGACAAGGAGUUCGUUGUGUACGCCGAUAUCGCCGACGAAAGCAAGAGCUUUUUCUUUGAAGAAAGCAUCCAGAAGUGCGGAAAGCCAGGUGCUUGCAAAGCCAGGGCUAAUGCUGGUGAUGAAGACUUCAAACUGUCAAACGAAAUGCAUCACAUCAAUGGCUAUGUUUACGGCAACCAGCCCCCGUUCCAAAUGUGUCCUGGAGAACGAGCGGUCUUCUACGUCAUGUCAUUGAAUCUUGCCAGCCACAUCAUGAGAAUACUUGGACAUACCAUGAUUAUAAAGCAUAGGCGCACAGAGAACGCAUUGGUCAACUCGGCGAGUUUCCUUAGCGCGUACACUGUGGCCGCUCAUCCUGGUCAUUGGCUUCUUUACUGCCGAAACCUUGACCAUGUCAUUGAGGGUAUGCUUGCUUUCGUAGACGUAGAAAACAAACCAGUACCUUCAAACAUAGCUGGUUUAGGUCGAAGGUACGGUAGGAUGCGAACAUAUUACCUUGCCAUUGAAGAGAUCAUAUGGGAUUACGCACCAGGACUCACUCCUGACAGUUCCAGCUCCGAGUUCCUCCAACAAGGUCCAAACCGGAUUGGUUCCCGGUACAAGAAGGCUGUAUACCGUCUAUACACGGACGGCACAUUUACCACGCCAGUAAUAAGAGGACCCGAGGACAUUCACAUGGGUUUUACCGGUCCUCCUAUUAAAGGAGAAGAAGGGGAUGUUAUUAUGGUUGUCCUUUAUAAUAAAGCGUCCAGAGAAUACUCAUUUUUGGCCGGAGGUGUGUCCAUGUCAAAGGAAAAUGAAGGGGCCGUGUAUAAGCAAAAUGUUCAAGAUACAACAACAACUGGAGCUACCGUUACACCAGGAACGAUUCGCAGGUAUAAAUUCUUUGUAUCCUCGAUUGAUGCUCCGACAAAGAUCGACCAAGACUGCCUCACAUACAUCUAUCGCUCCGCUGUAGACCUAGAAAAAGAUUUCUACAGUGGGCUCUUUGGCCCCAUGCUUAUAUGUAAACCAGGGAAGCUCGACAAGCCUGGCAAGCCUGGCAAAAAGAGUCGCGUUGAAAGGGAGUUCUUCCUAAACUUUCUCGUGGUUAAUGAAAACCUUUCCCAUUAUCUGACCGAGAACAUCAACAUGUUUGCCACCUCCCCCGCAACUGUCGACCCUGAAGAUGAAGGGUUUCAACUUUCUAAUAAAAUCAGAGCCAUCAAUGGUUUUACAUUUGGAACACUACCCGGAUUGAACAUGUGUUAUGGAGAUCAGGUCACGUGGCAUGUGUACACGUUAGGGCCUGAUAUUGACAACCACCAUGUGACCUUUGAAGGCAACAACUUCGUGUUCGACGACAUGAAUAUUGAUACAGUGUCUGUUUUUCCGGGAAUGGGGCAUAGUGUCGACAUGAUCCCGGACCAACUUGGAUUAAAUAAGUUGCGUUGCGGUCAACUAGGUCUUGAGAAAGAAGGGAUGUUUGCUUGGUAUAACGUCGAUUCAUGUUAUAGUCGGUUGCGAAUUGGUCGUCUGCCAAAGCUUGGGAUCACGCGCCGGUAUUACAUCGGAGCAUUUAAUGUGGAAUGGGAUUACGCGCCAGUCAAAGUGCACCCCAUUACUGGGAAGAGUUUGUAUACUCCUACUAGUCCAAGUUACAUUUUCGUGAGAGGCGGGCCUGAUUUUGUUGGAAGUAUCUAUACUAAGACCGUGUACCGCGAAUUUACUGACAGCACAUUUACCAAGAUGAAACCUCAACAUGUGAACCUCGGAAUACUCGGUCCGUACAUACGCGGAAAUGUUGGAGACACAAUAGAAAUACAUUUGAAAAAUAUGGCAAACUUUCCAUUGAAUAUAGUCCCUAAAAACCUACCUUUUGCGGACGGGUCAGUUAUAAGCAGUGCAUUGCCUACGUUUCCAGGCACCGUUGGAAUAUAUAAAUAUUCUAUCCCUAAACGAUCUGGACCAAACAAAAACCAGCCAAAUUGUGUAGGAACUAUGUAUACCUCGCGGGUAGAUCCACUGAAAGAUGCACAUAGCGGUCUGAUUGGUCCAAUGGUAAUAUGCAAGGAAGAAACUCUUAAUGGAUAUGGCCAAAGAACUGAUGACAUUAGUGUUGAAUUCGCAACAGCUUACUUUAUCAUAGACGAAAAUCUGAGUCAUCAUAGUGCAGCCAAUUUUGCACUACGGGCACCCGGUAGAGUAGACGUUAAGAAUGCUGAUUUCGUAAAAAGCAAUAUGUAUUAUUCAAUAAACGGACUCAUUUAUGGAAACCUAGUUGACCUUACUAUGAGGUUAGGACAGAGGAGCGCUUGGUACGUCUUUGGAAUGGGUAUGGAAGACGACAUCCACACAGUGCAUUUCCAUGGACAGUUAUACAUCCGGAAUACAAAAUUAACGCUUCGAGGGGAUGUUCUAGAGGUUUUCGCGGGAACAUAUGAAACUGUAGAAAUGGAAGCAUACAAUCCGGGCACUUGGCUUUUUCAUUGUCACGUGAGCGGCCACGUGAUUAAUGGCAUGGAAACCGUCUACAAUGUUCUUCGAUGAUCCAUUUACCUAGGAAUGUGAUUUCAAGAGACAAAAAAGGUCACAGUCAUCUAUCAGCGUGUGUAUCAUCUUUGAAAUGUUGACUUAUACCAAAACACACACACAAACCACUAGAUCCUCUCGCCCUGUGGAAGAUUAUUUAUUAAUGCAUAUUGCAAUUCUAUCCUAUGAAGUGAACAGAGAUGAAACCUUAAUUGAAGUGAACUGUGGGACUACCUCAUGUGUCUAUCUUUGAGAUGUUUUAUUUAUGUGCCAUGAGAAUCGAAGAAGAAAAUUUAACAAUAAAUUGUCCGAGAUGGUAUAAACAGUUUUCAGCUGAUGUUUUUGAACGUGUUAAUAGGGUAGUAUAUUGAUAACAUGCGUUGAUUUACAUUAGAAUUUUGUGUGUUUUAUUAUAUUGAAACGCUGUAUUUGCUACGACGACGUCAAAUAUAGUGCAUAUGAAGAUAUUUAGACAGGCUACUGGACUACUCCGGGUAGUUUUCAUUGUAUAAUGACUUAAACUAGACAUGGUAUGUUUUUGGCUAGAGGUGUUGUAUCCAUUAAACUGUUUUGGCUGCUCUGAUGAGUUCCAUAUCAUGACGGAAAAACGUUUAAUCGUACGACUGAUGCAGCAUACAUGUAAUACUGUUAAUAAUACCGUCAAAGGGCUACAAACGCUGAUAAUAGUUAAAGAUUGUUACCAAGAAUUGUUUGGGUUAUCGUGUUGUAAGUCUGUGGCUCUAGUUCAGUGUCAUUUUGGCCCUCAAAGGGUUUAUAUUUGAAUUGUUGUCUUGUCCCUGUAGUUUAAUUGUAUUAUUAAAAAUGUCAUUGGAAACCCGGUUGUUUUUAAAAGACUACAUUAACACAGUUCAAAUAAAACUCACUGCCUUGGAGACGCGGAGAUCAAAACAUUUCCUUAGUUUCUUAGUAUUGUUUUAUUGUUGAGUUUCCUCAAGUUAAUGCAUACUUUGAUCAGAUUUACCUUUUAAGUUUUUACUUGAUUCAGGUUUGUUGGGAUAAGAGUUAGCUUGCACAUGCACACUGGAUGAAACCUUCAGUAUAUUUAAAUGUUACUGACCGUUCCAAGGCGGUACCUUGCAAUCUUUGAUUAACACACCUAGCUUUUAUAUAGUAUAUAUGUUUAUGUGUUGUUUGCGGAGUUUUGUGUUGUUGUUUCAUGUCUUGUUUGUUAUAUUUUUGUUUUAUGUGUUAUUUGUCUCUGGCGUUUACCCUGUGCCAUCAAACGGGGUUUAUGUUUAAAGUUUUGACUACUGAGCUUGUUUCUGAAGUGUUUUUAUAAAUAUUACAAUGUA